GAACUAUUACUUUAACCAUUGAUAAUGCUAAAGGUGCUUUAAAAGCUGAUGGAUUUGCUUUAGAAAAGGCGGCAGGUAAGUCGGUACCAUUAACUGGUUCAGAUCUACCAAAAGAAGUUCAAAUUAUUUUCCAGAAUGAUAAGUCUAUCGAUGCUCGUUACAAAAAAUUAUUGCAAGAUUUGAAAAAGGAUCUUAAUAUAGAGAUUGAAAUUACUCAUGCGGAAAAUAUUGGCUGGGAUGAUACUUUAAAACGAUUUACUUUGAAUGAUGUCGAUUUUGGUAAUGUUAAAGUGGAAAGAGACAAGGCUUUAGAUAACAAAAUAAAGAAAUGGCAAGUUAAGAUUGAAAAAAUAAUCACUGAUUAUUCAACUUCUACCUUUGGGGCAACACAAAUUGAAGCCAAGGCUAGCAAAAAUCAUUGGGGUGAUGCCGAUCGGGGAGAUAUUCCCAAUGUUAAUUACUUUAACAAUCCAGACGGAGAAAUUGACAAGAUUAUUGAUAAUUCCAAAGGAAAGAAAGAAAUUGAUGUUGGGUUAAAAGGUAAAAAUGUUGAAGAGGAAAUAACAGAUAAAGCCAAAGAAAUCCAAACCGAAGUUGGUAAUCCUAUGGCCGGGGCGGAUAUUACCAUGGCUAACUUUAGGAAGAAUAAAGGUUCUUUAAGUGCGGACCUAAACUUCCAAACUAUGGUUAAAGGGGCCAAAAAUAUCAAAUUUAAGUCUUCAGCGACAAAUAAAGACGCAUUUGCUUCGGCCAAAAAUGAGCGCUGGUUAAAUUACGAAAGUUAUGCAACUUCCGGGGAUGAUGAAGACGCGGCUAAAGAAACUACCAGACUAUUGAUGCAUAGAACUGAGAAAAAUGCCGAAGGCACAAGCAACACUAACUGCCGUAUUGCUUAUGAUGGAGAUUGGUGUACUGGUGCCGAUAUCGAAUAUGUGGCCCGAGUUUUAGAGCGUCCAAUUGGUCUGGUUUACCGAGCAGCAGCAGUUAAUGGCGUUCUUGUACCAAAUACUACCGAACCUGAUUAUAUUGCUCUAGCCCGUCCGGAAGAUCACCAAGAAGGAAAAUUUGAAUUUACCGCUGACGAUAUUGAAGUAGAUGACGGCAAACAGGCAAUUUUUUUCACUUUUAAGAAAGGAAGCAUUAAAUACCCAGGAUUUACUCCCAAAAAUGUGAAAACAUUGGAGAACAAAAAAGACUUAAAUAUUAAAGAUGCCGAAGUCUUGGCUAUCCAUUACAGUAAUGAUGACUGGGGAAAAGUGGAUUAUGCUGACCAAACUGAUGCAUUAAAAGAUAAUAGUUCAAAGCAAAUUGAUAAAGUAGGGCAUACUUUUGUUAUUUCUUUGGCGAGAGCAUUCGGGGAUUCUGAUUCUAAAAGAAAUAUAAGAUUAGAAAAAGGUGCUUACAAAGGAAAAGAUGUAAUUCGUAUGGAUCAAUUUAAUGUAGAGAAUGUUUACCUUGUACCGAAAAAAUCUUAA
Racocetra persica is the source of this 1475-nucleotide messenger RNA. The record is from the annotation of a GenBank genome assembly. NCBI's taxonomy places the organism in Eukaryota, Fungi, Glomeromycota, Glomeromycetes, Diversisporales, Gigasporaceae.